Molecule: messenger RNA, 1683 nt
Organism: Orycteropus afer afer
Lineage: Eukaryota; Metazoa; Chordata; Mammalia; Tubulidentata; Orycteropodidae
Source: RefSeq, a predicted model, not a curated record
UGAGAGCUAGUGAACAAUUCUGAGAAAGAGACAAGGAUAGAGGGAAGAAAAAGACAGAGGGAAGAAGAGAAGAGAAAAGAGAGGAAAGAGAAGAGAUAGAGAGGAGAGAGAGAGAGAGCAAGAGAGGGAGAGAGAGAACAUGUGCGAUGAGCAAUAGCUGUGGACCUUACAGUUGCAGCUAACUGCCCUGGUGUGUGUGAGGGAGAGAGAGGGAGGGAGGGAGAGGAAGAGAGAGAGAGCGCGCACUAGCGCGAGAGAGCGAGUGAGCAAGCGAGCAGAAAAGAGGUGGAGAGGGGGGGAAUAAGAAAGAGAGGAGGAAAGGAGAGAAGGCAGGAAGAAGGCAAGGGACGAUACAACCAUGCUGUGCUGUAUGAGAAGAACCAAACAGGUGGAAAAAAAUGAUGAGGACCAAAAGAUUGAACAAGAUGGCAUCAAACCAGAAGAUAAGGCUCACAAGGCCGCCACCAAAAUUCAGGCUAGCUUCCGUGGACAUAUAACAAGGAAAAAGCUCAAAGGAGAGAAGAAGGGUGAUGCCCAAGCUGCUGAGGCUGAAGUGAAUGAAAAGAAGGAUGAAGUCCCUGUUGCUGAUGGGGUGGAAAAGAAGGAAGGAGAUGGCGCUGCUACCGCUGAUGCGGCCCCAACCACUGGUCCCAAGCCUGAGGAGACCGGCAAAGCAGGAGAAGCUCCUUCUGAGGAGAAGAAGGGGGAGGGCACCCCUGAUCCUGCUGCAGAGCAGGCAGCUUCUCAGGCUACUGCCCCCUCAGAGGAGAAGGCCGGCUCUGCUAAGACAGAAAGUUCCACUAAAGCUUCCACUGAUAACUUGCCGUCCUCCAAGGCCGAAGGCGCCCCAGCCAAGGAGGAGCCUAAACAAGCCGAUGUGCCUGCUGCUGCUGCUGCUGCUGCUGCCACCACCCCUGCUGCAGAGGAUGCUGCUGCCAAGGCAACAGCUCAGCCUCCAACGGAGACUGCAGAGAGUAGCCAAGCCGAAGAGAAGAUAGAAGCUGUAGAUGAAACCAAACCUAAGGAAAGUGCCCGGCAGGAUGAGGGUAAAGGAGAAGAACAUGAGGCGGACCAAGAACAUGCCUGAACUUUAAGAUAUGGCUUUCCACAUCCCUGCCCUCCCCUCUCCUGACCCCUGUCCCUCCCACCCUCUACUCAGCUCCACUCUGAAGUUUCCCUUCCUGUCCUGCUCACGUCUGUGAGUCUGUCCUCUCCCACCUACUGGCCCUCUUUCUCUCUGUGUGGCAAAUUUAAAAAAAAAAAAAAAAAAAAAAGCAGGAAAGAUCCCAAGUCAAACAGUGUGGCUUAAACAUUUUUGUUUUUUGGUGUUGUUAUGGCGAGUUUUUGGUAAUGAUGAUCCAAUCAUUUUGGGAAAUUCUUGCACUGUAUCCAAGUUUUUUGAUCUGGUGCGUGUGGCCCUGUGGGAGUCCACUUCCCUCUCUAUCUCUCUGUUCCAAGUGUGUGUGCAAUGUUCCAUUCAUCUGAGGAGUCCAAAAUAUCAAGUGAAUUCAAAAUCAGUUUUCUUUUUCUCCUUUUCAAUGUGAUGGAAUGAACAAAAAGAAAAAAAAAAAAAAAACCCAGAUUGUUUUAAAAAUAAAUAAAGCAAAUGUGCCAAUUAGCGUAACUUGCGGCUCUAAGGCUCCUUUUUCAAUCUGAAUAUUAAUAAAUCAUGAGAGUAAUCAA